UGUGGAUGUGUAAGGAGGAAUCACGCGAUGACUUGCAAGGGAUGUGAGAGUGUGUGAGUGAACGCGACGGUGACAAUGAUGUAGGACGUGUGACGCGGAGGCAGUUGCAAUUGACCAGCCGGAGUGUGCAGACGAAAAAACGAUCACAGUCUAUCUUAUCGAACACCACUUACCAUUAUUACAAUAAAGGAUUGAACUUUCAAACUGUACAAACAAAGUCCGCCUUUAUUACAUGGGGGCUCGUCCGGGAAGUGCGUGAUCUCGAUAUAGAUAAAGUGAAGCGAUCAAGCGACACGAGAAAGGAUUCAAGUGAAUAACGACGAACUAACGACGAAAUGGCGACGGUUGACGAAUUGUGCGAAAAUUUCACCAAAGUUGGGUUGACACGCGAGUGCGAAAAGCUUGGUUUGCCAGCCAUCGGUGGAAAACGAGAUAUCGCGAAAAAAAUCAUUAACCAUCGGAACAUGACGAAUUCUGGAGGUGAAAAUGGUGAAGACGAUCGCGAUCCACAGAAAGACGGCGUGUGUGAGAAAGACGACUCACACACAGAAGACGCUGAACGUGGAGUUGUCGGUAGUUGUGAGAAAGACGGCUCACACUCCGAUAACGAGGAACGUGCAGAAAGAGACGGCUUUAGCACCAACGGCGAGGACGACGAAGCGGACAACGACGACAGUGAAGACAAUGAAUCCGAUGAUAUGUUUCAGACGGCAAUUCGAACCAAUACUUCUACACCGUUAGCAAAUCGACUACGCGCAUCACGACGUACGAAGGUUUACUCUUUCCGCGAUAUGGAAGAGAGUAUUGAAUCCUUUGGUGCGGAGGAAGGAGAAGACGUACGGUUAUGGUUGAUGCAGCUCAAAGGCGUGUGCAAAGCUGCUCGAUGGGACGAUGAGCAACAAUUAAUAAUGUGCCGAAAGAAAUUAACUGGUACCGCGAAACGUUUUGUAUUUUCGCUUCGGAGCAGUUUCAGCAGUUUUAAGAAGUUAGAACAAGCGCUGAUUAGAGAAUUUGCACCACGCGUACGGGCAAGCGAUGUACAUCGUGCGUUGACGAACCGUAAGAAGAAGAACUCAGAGUCCAUCCGUGAUUAUAUUUACGAGAUGCAACGGCUAGCGCUCCCUAUCGAACUCGACGAACCUAGCCUCUGCGAAUACAUAGUAAACGGUAUUACGGACGAUGAGCAUCACCAAACGAUUUUAUACGAAGCGCAAAGCAUCGAACGGCUUAAGCGGAAACUACUGAAUUUCGAAAGAGUGAUGAAGGAUUCCAAGAACAAAAAGAAGCGCGACGAUUUUGGAAACAGAAAAGAGAAAGCACGUGAAAAGGAAAACAACACAAUGAGCAAGAAGCGUAGUUGUUUCAAUUGCGGUGAAACGUCACAUGUUUCCGCGGAUUGUCCACAGAAAGGUGCAGGACCUAAGUGUUUUUCGUGCAAUACGUUUGGGCAUCGAGCGCGCGAAUGCAAGAAAGGUGGCACGAGUAGCCAGAAGGAGAAACAAAAUGUGUUGAUUUGUGGACCAAGUGUAGAGCCAAACCAUAGUGAGCACCCUCCUUCAAGUGUAACUAAGUGGGAAGACGAAUUUACAUCGAAGAGGUCAUCUGAAAAGCAAGUGUGGCUGCAGAGAACGAUAAUUCAAGUGAAAGUAGAAUCGGUAAUUAUUGACGCUUUGUUUGAUACCGGCAGUCCAAUGAAUUUGAUGACGCAUUACACAUAUGAAAAAAUCGGAAAACCCUGCCUAAGUACCACUACAAUGAAGCUAAAAGGUUUUGGUGGCAACGAAAUUGCUGCUGAUGGUGUGUUCCAAGUAGAUAUGUGUAUCGACUGUCACCAAUACCGUGAUGUGCUUUUCUAUCUAGUACCGAAUAAAAGUAUGUCUUUUGCGGCUGUGCUCGGAACGGCGUCCCUUCAGCAUUUUGAUGUAAAGGUGACCACGAACGGUGUGCAAGUGUUAAAGCGAGAAGAAUGCGAAAUUAUGGACAUUAUGCUGUGCGAGAACGAAAUCGAUGUACCGAAACAAUAUGCAAGUGAAGUCAAAUCCCUAAUUUCUAACUACGUGCCGUGUGAAGAUGUAAAGAGUACCGUGGAAAUGAAAAUCCUUCUCGAAGACGAACACCCGGUGCAAACCAAUCCAAGGCGGUUUGCCCCGAAAGAAAAAGAAGUGCUAGAAAAAACAGUAAACGAGUGGUUGAACGCAGGCAUAAUUCGGGAAAGUAACAGUGAUUAUGCGAGUCCUGUAGAUGCUUUAAGUCGAGCUAUUAUGAUUGUAACGAAUGAUCCGGUGGUAGAGAUGAUAAUAACCGCGCAAAAGAAAGACGAAAGAAUUUCAGCCAUACGACAAUUAUUAACAACACAACCUUAUGAUGACUACUGUAUGAACGGCGAAGUUGUGAUGAAGCUGGUGAAAGGUAAGGAAGUUAUAGUCGUACCUGUAGAAUUACAAGGUGAAAUUAUAAGAAGAGCCCAUGAAAACGGACAUUUCGGAGUGCGUAAACUGGAAGAUAUGAUAAGUCGUGAUUAUUACAUACCGAAUCUCUCAGAGAAGAUAAAGAGGAAGAUCGAAUGUUGCGUAAAGUGUUUGAUUGCGGAACGUAAAAGAGGCAAGAUAGACGGAAUGCUAUAUCCAAUAGAAAAAGGAGAGGUGCCGUUUGACACCUAUCAUGUUGACCACGUAGGUCCGAUGGCGGUUACGGAUAAAAUGUAUAAAUAUAUUUUUGUUGUGGUGGAUGCGUUUACCAAGUACACGUGGAUAUAUCCGACGAAGACUACAGCUUCCAAUGAGGUUAUUCAGCGAUUGCGUAAUCAAAGCGAAAUGUUUGGAAAUCCACGAAGAAUAGUAAGCGAUAAAGGAUCUGCAUUUACGUCAAACAGUUUCAAACAAUAUUGCGAGGAAGAGAAUAUUGAACAUAUUGAAAUAGUUACUGGCGUGCCGCGUGGCAAUGGACAGGUCGAAAGAGCAAAUCAGGUGAUACUAGCAAUGUUGACCAAAUUAUGUGUAAACGAUUCACGAAAGUGGUACAAGCACGUUGGAGACGUACAAAAAUGGAUUAAUUUGAAUGUACAUCAGUCGACUAGGGUCACACCUUUCCAGGCGAUGUUUGGGGUGACAAUGCGGCAUAAAGAAGAUUUGCGUUUAUCGGAAUUGAUGGAAGAAAUACGUGUAGCACGAUUUCACGAGGAACGUAGUGCUUUAAGGGCUCAAGCUAGAUCAAGUAUCGAAAGAGCUCAGGCUACACAAAAACGAAAUUAUGAUCUACGUGCUAGAUCAUCAACAAAGUAUGAAGUAGGAGAUGUAGUUGUGGUACAAAGAAGCCAAUUCAAUCCAGGAAUGAAAACUGCACCACAGUUUUUAGGUCCUUACAAGGUUGUAGAAAAGAUGCCCAAUGAUCGAUAUAAAGUAGAGAAAAUUAGUGGCGAGGGCUCACAACAUACAACGACAGCUUCUAGCCAAAUGAAGAAGUAUAGAGUAGAAGUGACUAAAGAAUAACAUCCGAGGCGGAUGAAUUGUCAGGAGAGGCCGUGUGGAUGUGUAAGGAGGAAUCACGCGAUGACUUGCAAGGGAUGUGAGAGUGUGUGAGUGAACGCGACGGUGACAAUGAUGUAGGACGUGUGACGCGGAGGCAGUUGCAAUUGACCAGCCGGAGUGUGCAGACGAAAAAACGAUCACAGUCUAUCUUAUCGAACACCACUUACCAUUAUUACAAUAAAGGAUUGAACUUUCAAACUGUACAA
Molecule: messenger RNA, 3733 nt
Organism: Anopheles stephensi (Asian malaria mosquito)
Lineage: Eukaryota; Metazoa; Arthropoda; Insecta; Diptera; Culicidae
Exons: 2
Coding region: 336-3488 (1050 amino acids)
Biological process (GO): DNA integration
Molecular function (GO): zinc ion binding; nucleic acid binding
Source: RefSeq, a predicted model, not a curated record